This is a messenger RNA of Nelumbo nucifera (sacred lotus), 1876 nucleotides long. RefSeq names its product transcription factor MYBC1-like. Gene Ontology annotation, biological process: regulation of DNA-templated transcription. NCBI's taxonomy places the organism in Eukaryota, Viridiplantae, Streptophyta, Magnoliopsida, Proteales, Nelumbonaceae. The record is from RefSeq and is a predicted model, not a curated record. Gene Ontology annotation, cellular component: nucleus. Gene Ontology annotation, molecular function: DNA binding; DNA-binding transcription factor activity.
CUCCCAUAAAAAACCAAAACAAAGUGAAUUAACUUUGUCUUUAACUUUGUAAUAUGAUUCCCUCAACCCCACUCCCAUGUCCGAUGUCUGUAUUUCCAACCACCAUAUCGCUCUUCCCCUAAAACCCGGAAAAGAAAAAACCAAGAAAAAUAAUUAAAAUCUAAUGCAGGGAAUCAGCAACAGUACCAAUAGUAACUGUUGAAAAGAAAGUAAUACAAGAUCCACCUCGAACAUCUCUCCCUCCCUUCUCAUACCUCUCGACCCCCCUCUCCUAGUCUUCUUCCCCAUGUUUCUAAACAGAAAUUGAACGAUACCCAGAUAAGAAAAACGCAGAAUCAGAGAGACCCAGAAGAGCAAUACCCAGAAAUUCCAAUUUCCAAAUUCCAACGGGUUGUGUUGGUUUCCAUCUAUUUAUGUUUAAUUUGUAGAGCGUAGGAAAUAAUGAGGGAGGAGGACUCAAACUGGUUUUCCAGAUGGGAGGAAGAGCUUCCAUCUCCAGAGGAGUUGAUGCCUCUUUCGCAGACCCUUAUAACCCCUGAUCUUGCCCUGGCUUUCGAUAUCCGAAACCCUAACCCAUCUUCGCAACCUCCCCCGCCACCACCACCUCCUCCUUCUCAACCUCACUCGGCCGAGUUUGACUCGGGCGAGUUGGGUUCCGGUGCCGCCGGCGAUGAACCGGCUCGGACCCUCAAACGUCCUCGCCUUGUGUGGACUCCUCAGCUCCAUAAGCGAUUUGUGGACGCUGUGGCGCAUCUCGGGAUCAAGAACGCCGUGCCGAAGACGAUAAUGCAGCUGAUGAGUGUUGAUGGGUUGACUCGGGAGAACGUCGCCAGUCAUCUCCAGAAGUACCGGCUUUACCUGAAAAGGAUGCAGGGGCUUUCCGGCGGUGGCGGUGGCGGUGGCGGAGCGGCGGCGUUAUCGGCCACUGAUCCUGCCACGGAUCAUUUGUUUGCCAGCGCACCGGUUCCGCCUCACUUCUUGCAUCAUGGACGGCCGGCGUCUGAUCACUUUUUGCCGUUUGUGCCGGUGACUUUACAACAUCACCAUCAUCAACAGAUGGCGGCAGCUGCAGUUGCCGCGGCGCAUCAACAGCAGCAGCAGCAGCAGUUCCAUCAUAGGCAAAUUGGACAUUUUGGGUCGCCACCGGGUGGUCAAUUCGAGCAUGGGUUUCUGACACGGCAACCGCAGCCGAUGCACAGGAUGGGGGCACCAGUUCCGGGUCAACCACCGGCUUAUGUAGAGGAUUUGGAGUCGGCAACCGGAGGAGGAGGAAGAAAGGUUCUAACUUUGUUCCCAACCGGGGAUGAUUGAGUUUUGGUUGGUGGGUUCCUUAAGGAUUGGUUGAUUUGGUAAUUGAGCUGACUCUUAGGUGUCUCUACUGUUGCAUGGUAUUGGUACUUGUAGUGGUGUCUCUGGUAUUGGUCUUUUUUGAUGAUGGUGCUGGUGCUGGUACUGGUAGUAGUCAUGGCGAGGACAAUUUUCCAAGUAUUUGAGCUUGUUGGUAGGCAGAGAUGGUGGACGGUGUACUCUAUAUCUUAUAGAGACAUCAAACAUCAAAAAGAGGGUGUUAUCCCUGUUCAAAACAUUUGUUACCUAGCUUAUGGGACAUUCCCAGGUAGCUUUUCUGUGUGGGUUCAUUUUCCAUCUUUUUUCUUAAUUUGUUAUCUGUAGAGGGGAGAGGUUUGAACCAUCCAGUUGUGUCUUCAUGCUGUAAAUUCUGGGGUUUGAUGUGAGUUGGAGUUCCCAAUAUUAAGGGGAGCUUGUCACUUGUCAGAAACUCUGAUGUUAUUAGAACAUUAAAUGUAUUUCAAUGCUCCAAGAAUGCCAAAAUGUAUUGACUUAUCUGAACCUGAUAUUAUUCAAAAUUCUCUUUGUA